Molecule: messenger RNA, 1143 nt
Organism: Talaromyces rugulosus
Lineage: Eukaryota; Fungi; Ascomycota; Eurotiomycetes; Eurotiales; Trichocomaceae
Exons: 4
Coding region: 1-1143 (380 amino acids)
Biological process (GO): L-leucine biosynthetic process; L-valine biosynthetic process
Cellular component (GO): mitochondrion
Molecular function (GO): branched-chain-amino-acid:2-oxoglutarate transaminase activity
Source: RefSeq, a predicted model, not a curated record
AUGAGCAGCACUACCGCGCAGGACCUGGAUUUUUCCAGGCUCGUCACGACCAAGACUGAGAGUCCCAAGCCUUUGUUGCCGUCCGACAAGCUGCAGUUUGGCCGUUCGUUUACCGACCACAUUCUCACGGCGGAAUGGAACAACCAGACAGGAUGGGCUGCCCCCGUGAUUGAGCCGUACAAAGCGUUGACGCUUGACCCGGCUGCCUCGGUGUUUCACUAUGCCUUUUGCUGUUUCGAGGGCAUGAAGGCGUACAAAGACGCCGAGGGGAGAGUGCGCCUCUUCCGGCCGGAAAAGAACAUCCAAAGACUCAACGACUCGGCUGCCCGCGUCGCCUUGCCGACCUUUGACGAAGAUGUGGUUCUCAAGCUACUGUCCGAAUACACCCAGCUCGAGAGCCGUUGGGUCCCUGAGGGCCGUGGCUUUGCUCUCUAUAUCCGACCAACACUGAUCGGCACAGCGCCGGAUCUCAGCGUCUCGCGCCCCGGGUCGGCUUUACUGUAUAUCAUUGCGAGCCCUGUGGGAAAUUACUUUGGCAGCAGCGGAGUCAAGGCAAUUUCACUGCAAGCAUCAUCCUCUCCCGUGCGCGCAUGGCCCGGGGGAGCCGGCGACAAGAAAGUCGGAGGCAACUAUGCGCCCACGAUUGUCGCCACUGAGCAAGCAAGCAACCAAGGCCUGCAGCAGAUCCUGUGGCUGCUCGGCGACCCGGCCGUCCCGGAAGAGCAGUACAUGACCGAGUGCGGCACCAUGAAUUUGUUCGUGGCAUGGAUCAACCCAGACACAAACUCCAAGGAACUGCUUACCGCGCCGCUCGACGGCACCAUCCUGCCAGGCAUCACGCGCGACUCGAUCCUGGCACUAGCCCGCGAACGCCUCGUGCCGCAAGGCUGGACAGUCACGGAGCGACGAGUGUUUAUGCACGAGGUCAAGGCCGCGUCCGAACAGGGCCGUCUGCUCGAGGUGUUUGGCUCGGGCACCGCGCUCGUCGUCAGCCCGAUUCGGUCGAUCAGCUGGAAUGGAGGCGUGAUCGACUGCGGGCUGCGCGAGGGCCAGGAAAUCGGCGAGUUUGCGCAGACGGCGAAGAAAUGGAUUGAGGAUAUUCAGUACGGUGUGGAUGAACAUCCGUGGAGCGUUAUCGUUUAG